AUGGCAAAUACACCUACGCGGCCUGAUUCGGAAUCGCCUCCCCCUCCCGGACCUAAACCCAUACAACGCCUCCAUGAGACGCUCAUCAACCGUAUAGCAGCGGGCGAGAUUAUACAACGGCCAGCAUCGGCGCUCAAGGAGCUGCUGGAGAAUUCGCUCGACGCAGGGUCGACUUCCAUUAAGAUCACAGUGAAAGAUGGGGGAAUGAAGCUCCUACAGAUACAAGAUAAUGGACAUGGAAUUCGCAAAACAGACCUGCCCAUCCUUGCCGAACGAUUCACGACCUCGAAGUUGCAGACCUUUUCGGACUUGUCCGGGUUGACGACUUACGGGUUUCGAGGCGAGGCGCUCGCCUCCGUAUCACAUGUAGCGCAUCUCUCGGUGGUCACCAAGACGAAGGAAGACAGCUGUGCGUGGAAGGCUUAUUAUUCCGAUGGUGUCCUAGUACCUCCCAAGCCCAACUUGACACCUGACCCAAAGCCAUGUGCGGGAACAGACGGAACAGUCAUAACUGUCGAGAAUUUGUUCUACAAUACUCCUACCCGUCUCGCCGCGCUUCGUAGCUCUUCAGAAGAAUACGGCCGCAUAUUGGACGUAGUGACCCGUUACGCCGUGCACAAUCCGCAUGUUGCAUUUACCUGCAAGAAGGUGGGAACAUCUAGUCCGGACGUAUCAACACCCUCUGGGUCAACAACCAUGGGGACCAUCCGCUUGCUUUACGGACACACAGUCGCUCGCGAGCUUCUGCAUGUACCGGUAGCUGCUCCUCCAAAGAUGCCCAACGCCAAGAAGCGCAAGCGUCUGGCCGAUGAGACAGGUGCUGUCGCGUCAAGCAAAGACAAGGGCAAACAGCGCCAGACCGAACCGGAAGAUAUGGUUAUGGACGAGCUGGAAGGCGGCACCGAGGAGCAGAGUCGAGCGGCGGAAGAGAAGGGACUGGGUGUCGAGCCUGCAACAUGGACGGCUGAGGCGUACAUCUCGAGCACGAAUUACCACGCGAAGAAGACUACGUUUUUAUUGUUCAUCAACCAUCGGCUCGUCGAUUCUUCGCGCAUACGGCGAGCCCUGGAAGGUAUUUACAAUGGUAUACUGCCGAAGGGCACAUGCCCGUGGAUCUACCUCAGUCUGCAACUCGAUCCCCGCACAGUAGACGUGAACGUGCAUCCAACCAAACGUGAGGUGCACUUCCUCGACGAAGAGGCGAUCACGUCGCGCGUGGCGGACGCGUGCAGCGAGAUGCUCGUCAAGAAGAACGAGAGCCGGACAUUUACAUACCAAACAACGCUCAGUCUAGCACCCUCGGCAGCAGUAGGACGGAAGGAGAAUAGCAAAACGCAAGAGGAGCAGGAGGACGGGGUGGACGAGGAGGAUGAUGAAGUCGACGAGCUAGAUGCAAGUCAACACCCGCAACCAUCCAGUGAGCCGCCACCCAAUCUCAUGUCCACCGGAUGGUUGGUAAUCAGUCUGAUCACCAUAGCUUCGACGGCCGCAAAGAAAAAGGUGGCUUCGCAACACAAAAUCCGCACAUCGAUGCAAGACCGAACUCUCGACUCCAUGUUCUCCGUAGCUGGCCCAAGUCAGCCUCCGUCAACACACCUUACCAAGACGCGGAGCCAAUACCAUAGAGGGGAUGAAGGUGAUGAUGCCAUCGAUGUAGACGCGGACCAGCCUCCUUCUACUGCACCAACACCCACCGCGACCGUUCAUAGACGGCACGAGAUUAAGGAAACGGAGUGCUGGCUCUCAUCAAUCGCGGCGCUACGUCAAGCUGUUCAGAAGGAUCGGCACAAUCUGCUCACGGAGAUCCUUUGCGCGCCUGUCUUCGUCGGCAUCGUCGACCUCGACAAGUGCCUUUCGCUCAUCCAGCACGCGAAGUGCUUGUACCUCGUGAACCAUGCUGCGCUCGCCGAAGAGCUUUUCUAUCAGCUGGGCUUACGCCAGUUCGGCGGAUACGGGCGCAUGCGACUCGAGCCCGCGCCCGAUCUACGCGCGUUGAUCCAGAUUGGGAUCGAGGUUGAAGAUACGAGCAAGAGCAAGUUGAGCAAACCAGAGCUUGUGGAGCGUAUUGCGGAUUCGAUCAUCGCGAGGCGUGAAAUGCUCGGGGAGUACUUCGCCUUCAACAUCAGUGCAGAUGGCCACGUCGAAACUUUGCCCUUGUUGUUGCGAGGAUACACGCCCAACUUGGAUAGGUUGCCGAUGUUCCUCAUGCGACUUGGGCCUCAGGUGGACUGGUCCGACGAGAUGAUGUGCUUUGAUACAUUCCUACGGGAGCUAGCCUAUUUCUACACUUCCGAACCCUUGGGACCGACCGCCGGCCCUGGGACCGCCGAGAAUGAAUCACCCGAAAUGCAGGCCGCACGCUGGCAGAUAGAGCACGUUCUGUUCCCCGCCAUGCGUUACAUGGUAGCACCCAAGAAGCUGCUUGAGCGGGACGUCCUUCAAGUCGCGAGCCUUCCCGAGCUGUAUCACGUUUUCGAGCGUUGCUAG
Punctularia strigosozonata HHB-11173 SS5 is the source of this 2487-nucleotide messenger RNA. Its product is annotated as DNA mismatch repair protein MutL. The transcript is spliced from 11 exons. The record is from RefSeq and is a predicted model, not a curated record. NCBI's taxonomy places the organism in Eukaryota, Fungi, Basidiomycota, Agaricomycetes, Corticiales, Punctulariaceae. Gene Ontology annotation, cellular component: MutLalpha complex. Gene Ontology annotation, molecular function: ATP-dependent DNA damage sensor activity; mismatched DNA binding; ATP binding. Gene Ontology annotation, biological process: mismatch repair. Bases 1 to 2487 code for a protein of 828 amino acids.